UGUUGUUUAAUUGAACAGUUCCUCAUUAUGGUUAACAAUGACCAAUAUUUCUUGUAUAAAUUGAUCCAAACCAAAGAGGAAAAUAAAAUUAGAGAAAGAGGGAGAGGCUAAAAUGGAUUUGACAGCAUCUUUCCUUCUACUAUUGUUAUGCCUCAUUUGGGCGUGUUUCCAUCUCCUGAACUCCAACUCCAGGCGCAGGAGAUCAGCCAAGCUUCCUCCGGGCCCUUACCCCUUUCCCGUCAUCGGAAACAUUCUCCAAUUUGGCCAAAACCCCCACCAAUCACUCACCAAACUCUCCAAAACUUACGGCCCUUUAAUGCAUCUCAGGCUCGGCAGCAUAGACACAAUCGUUGUGUCAUCCCCAGAAAUGGCCAAGGAAAUACUACAAACGCAUGAUCAAGCUUUUCCCCUCAGGUUGACAACGGCCGCAACCCGAGCACUCGACCACCACGUGACAUCCGUUGCCUUCCUACCCAUCGGCAACCAAUGGCGAAAUCUGCGUAAAAUAUGCAAAGAACACAUGUUCUCGAUCCAACGACUACACGCCAAUGAGGGACUACGCCAAGAGAAGCUGCAGAAACUGCUCCAAUACGUCCAAGAAUGCUGUGUUAAUGGCCGAGCUGUGGAUAUUGGACAAGCUGCUGUUGUUACAUCCCUUAACAUGACGUCAAAUACUGUUUUCUCAGUUGAUUUUGCUGAUUAUAAUACGUGUCAAGAACUCGAGGACAUUAUCCGCCGGUGUAUGAGAGUUUGGGGCAGUCCUAAUCUUGGAGAUUAUUUUGGGUUUCUCGGGUUGUUUGAUCCGCAGGGAAUCAAGCGGGAGGCGGAGUUUUGUGUGGGGAAACUGCUUGCAAUAUUUGAUAGUAUCAUUGAUCGAAGAGUGGAAGCUUCACGGAAUUCUCAAGCAAGGAAAACUGAUUUGCUGGAAGUGCUGCUGGAGAUCAGCGGCGGGAAUCAGGCGGAAUUGACCCGCAACGAGAUGAAGCAUCUUUUUGUGGAUUUAUUUGUUGCAGGAGUAGACACAACAUCAGGCACAGUGGAGUGGGUAAUAACAGAACUUUUGAGAAAUCCCCAUGUAAUGUCAAAACUCAAAAUGGAGGUCCGAACUGUUCUUGAAGCAAACAAACAGGUUGAAGAAUCCGACAUCUCGAAACUCCCAUAUCUACAAGCCGUGAUCAAAGAAGCCUUCAGAUAUCACCCUCCAGGCCCUUUUAUAACACGUUGCAAGGACGGAGAUGAUCUCGAAAUCAAGAACUACAACAUACCCAAAAAUGCCCUAAUACUCAUUAACAUAUGGGCGACUGGUAGAGAUCCAAACAUAUGGCCGAACCCUGAUUCGUUUCAACCUGAAAGAUUUUUGAACACAGAAGUAGAUGUCAAAGGCCACAAUUUAGAACUCAUCCCGUUCGGGAGCGGCAGGAGAAUCUGCCCAGGGAUGCCGCUAGCUUACAGAAUGGUACACUUGAUAGUGGCAUAUUUGAUUCAACACUUUGACUGGAAACUUGAACCAGGAAUCGCGCCUGGAGAUGUGGACUUGAAUGAAACACUUGGCCUUUCACUACAUAAGACCAUACCUCUCAAGGCUGUGCCGAUCAAGCCAUGAUGGUUGGGGUUGAUUAUUGAACGAUCCACAAAUCAUAUAUAUGGACAGUCUAUAAUUACAACUAUUUGUACUACUUCAAUAAAUGCAAUAAUGUAUAAUAUUAUUGGAUAGGGCCCCUACUUCUCAUAACAAAGUUAUAAUUCA
Messenger RNA from Sesamum indicum (sesame), 1747 nucleotides. Its product is annotated as cytochrome P450 76T24. The record is from RefSeq and is a predicted model, not a curated record. Lineage: Eukaryota; Viridiplantae; Streptophyta; Magnoliopsida; Lamiales; Pedaliaceae. Gene Ontology annotation, molecular function: iron ion binding; monooxygenase activity; heme binding.